Microplitis demolitor is the source of this 8848-nucleotide messenger RNA. RefSeq names its product calpain-D. Gene Ontology annotation, cellular component: cytoplasm. The coding region runs from base 1903 to 6243 and encodes 1446 amino acids. The transcript has 8 exons. Lineage: Eukaryota; Metazoa; Arthropoda; Insecta; Hymenoptera; Braconidae. Gene Ontology annotation, molecular function: calcium-dependent cysteine-type endopeptidase activity. Gene Ontology annotation, biological process: proteolysis. The record is from RefSeq and is a predicted model, not a curated record.
CGGAAGGCAUGACGACUAAUGAUAAUGACUACGUCAAAAAACUCACUCACUGAAAUACUAAUUUAAUAUUUUUUAAAAAUAAAUACCAAUUGAACUAAAUGGGCUCGAAAAAUUUAGUUACUAUUUAAAUGCCCGCGCGCUUUAAUUACAACCUUCCGGGUUAUUUAAAAAAAUUUUUUAUAAUAAUUUUUACAAUUGCCACGGAAACCAAUGAAAGUCAUAAUAUUUUUUCAGCUCCAAGUAUUGUUUAAACUUUCGCUGGAAUAAAACUAUUGUUUUGACAGCGAUAACAAAAUAACACGCAACAACUUAACAAUUACUCUAGUAAUAAUUACCAACUGCUCUACUCUACAAUCGCUAGUAUCCAAUUAAAUAUUUGUUGUUUUAUAUACAUGCCUCCAGUUCCUGAAACCCACUACCAUCAUACAUUUUAUUAAAUUUAAAUUUAAACUACUGACCAGUACGUCUGCAAUCGUUCAUAAAUAAUUGAAUUCAAAAUAUUUAAUAAACAAAACUUUAAGAAAGUGGCAAUUAAAGUCUUACUGAUCAGUAACUGAUUUUAAUUAAGAUCCAAAAAUAAAAAGAGAGGACUCGCCACUCGUAAUCAUCCCUGGUGGGGAUCGAACCCACGACCUUUGGAUUAGAAGUCCAACGCGCUAUCCUCUGCGCCACAGGGACCGGUGCGAGAAGUGAUUCAACAGCAACCAUAAGAACUUAUCAUCAUCAUUACCAACAAACUCUCCCAGAUGUCAGCACUUUCCACUCUCAUUUUUGUCCCAGUAUCGUACCUUCAGUUCCUGAUUCCUCGGUCCAAAAUUUCGAAUUCCCGCUCACCCACAACUUGACACUUUUUUGUCACAAUUUCCAAAACGACUUCCUGUCAUCUCUUCAUUAAACUGCCUCCAAAUUCUUCAUCAUCACUUAUUUAAAUUUUGAAUAGUGACAGAUUUCGCGGUGCCCGUGGCACCUAAUGACGUUGUCGACGUGUGACGUUCCUGUGUUACGUUCUCGUAGUCAACACAACGGUAUAGCUAUAGGAUACAUACACCAUAUACAUACCAAUACCAUAGAGCAGACAGCAACACCAGUACCAGAUAUCAGACACAGACACCGUAGCAGUAGCUCCCACUGAAACAAAAAAUAUAACUGGUGUUUAACGACGUGUGUGAGUUAAUUACUGGAGUAUAAUAAAAAAUAAUUGUUACUUUUUGUUUAUUUAAUUAUGGGUUAGUGUGGGAUGACAGUGGGGGAUCCCCGUGGUCCUUAAAUAAGACCAUUGAUUGGCGCGAGUCAUUUUCGUCUAUAAUAAUAAUAAUAAUAAUAAUAACAACAAUAACUAUUUAAUUACAUAAUUUACUGGUAAUAAUAAUAAUGGUGUAGUUGGAGAAAAUAAUAAACAGUAGUGUAGUAACUGAUAAAUAUAAUUGAUAAUAACAAUAAUAAUAAUAAUUAUUAUUAGACCACCACGGGUGUUUGUCUCCUCGUGCCCUGAAGCAAAAUGGCUGCUUGUGAACAUAUGACAAUAAAUAAUAAUAAUGAUAAUAAUAAUGAUGAUAAUAAUAGUAAUUUGAUGACAGUUAUCAAGAAUAGUGUAAACAUAAGUUUUGUUGUUGCUAACAGUUGCAUUGUCGGUAAUAAAAGUUUUAUUUAUAAAAACAGAAUCAUCAGCAGCGGCAAGAGAAGCAGAACUAGAGCCAGCUCCUGGUUGACAACGGGCCGCUAUUUAAAGCGGUUCUGUCGGCAACACUGACUUACGGGGCACUGCCGAGGGUGGCGGGCAAUCAGAAGCAAGAGAGGCUGCCCAGAGGCAGGCCACCAAACCGAGGGUCAUUUUCUGAUAACGAAACUCACGAGGAGAACGGCACCACGUCGUGGAGCGAUGAUAAUCCGGGGUCAACGAGUAUGGCCAUGCACGCCACCACUACCACCACGACCGCCACCACCACCGUCAACAAGUUGUUCCCUGGAUGGCAAUGCUCCGUCUGUGCAGUCUACACGAAUCAUGUUGCUCUGAAUGACAGCAACGACAAUAACCACGACGGUGAGCAGGAGGACCACGACAACAGCGAGCCCGACGACGACGACAACAAUCAUCCUCGGGAGUAUUGUUCUGACAGCAAAAACCAGGAGAUAAUUUGCCCUGGCUGCGGUAAAUCGUCGCCACCGCUUCAAGCGGCGGCGUUGGUGGUGGCCACUUUGUCACCUGACACCCCGACCCCGUCCUCUACCUCUUUGUCCUUGUCCUCAUCACCGUCCUCGCCUACCGCAGUCUCUGAAUCGCCGCCUACUCCACCGCCGAGACAAACUUCUACUGGAGAUCUCCCAGCGCCUUCACCGCCGACGUCGUCGUUGCCUAGAGACAUCACCUCCGAUGACAUCAACGGUGUCAACAAUAAAAACAACGAACGUAAUUCUUUAACCCGCGGCAGUAAGAUAAAUCCGGUGGCAGACAUAACGAGUCGCGCAAGACGAAACUCUUGGCCGUGUGUGAAUCAUUAUCGAGAGAACCCGAAACGAUCGCCUUCGUUACCGUUGCUGGUCACUCGGUGGACGUGUAUCCGUUGUCUCCAGGGUAAUUGUUGCAGCGCACCGUCUCCUGUUUGCACGGCGUGCGGAGCCAGUUCAACUAUUGCACAGACUAAUGGGAAUUUAAUUGGCGUGAGACGUGGCAAGCGACUGAAAGCACUGAAACUCAGUAAUAAACAAGAGCCACGUGGUGACAUAGUUGCCACUGUGGCUGCUGGACUGGUGGCAAGAAUACUUGAUGUAGGCUGUGCGAAUCUUGGCACCUCGGCAGUACUGGACCGAGACGAGGGGAUGGCGCAGCUGAGCGGAUUCAGUAGAGGCGACAGGUCACAGCCUAAUCGAGAGAAUUGGACUCUCCCGCCUGUUGAAACUAUGGAUCCAUCAACAAUCCACGGGACUCUCUCGUACGGUGACACAGCGGCACCAGAUACUUCGCAACGAUCUCCAAAACGUCACAGUCCUUCAGUUUACGAACGUGUAAAGUCUAAAGUGAGUCGUUCAUUGUCCAAUGGUUCGGUUGUCCAGCAGAAGUUACCUGAUCACGGAAUCCAACGACCAACAAGUCUCAUUGUUGCCGAAGCUCAUCAAGAUGACGCUCUGUGGAGUUGUGAUAACUGUACCCUAGACAAUGCACCAGAUCUAGAGCAGUGCGAGGCAUGCGAAGCACCAAGAAGUCCAACACCUUGCAGCGGCGUCGUAAUCAGCGUACCCUCAUGGGAGUCACGGCCUUUGUCAUCAGCAGGUCCCCUGUCCUACCGCAGAUCUUUCUCGGAAAUAGACGCUGUUACAAACGCAACGCAAAAGAAAAUCGUUAAUCGUCGCAGCCUAAAUGACGAUGAGCCACCAGCAGUACCACCGCAUUCAGUAGGUUUUAAUUCCCGGCCUAAGUACUCGUACAUCGGAAUAACUGACCCUGAUGCUCCACCACCGUUGCCGAAGAAACAGAGCAGCAAGAUGGCAUUAGCUGUGGUCUCACAGCGCGCCCGCAGUGAAUCUACUAGUCCCGUGGAUACUCCUGGAUCAAGUCCACUCAGACGUAUGUGGACCUGUCGCAAGUGCUCUUAUGCUUACAAUCCGCUCUGGUCAAUCGGUUGUGAUAUCUGUAGCUCAUCGCGAACUCCCCCAUCUCUGCUGCAACCUAGCUUAAUUACCGUGACUAAGGAUACGCUUAAUUGUCGCCCUCACAUUCCGCAGUCGCCGAUCGUCGUGUCGCGUGACAGUGUUAGAUACAUACCAAAAGCAACCCUGGCUACCGCCGAGUCUGACUUUGAUGAUUCCUCGAUUGAAUCAUCUCCAUUGCCGUUACCUGGACCCGCGUGGACCUGUAAAAAAUGUACCUUAGUAAAUCCCGCCUCGAGAGCGACCUGCGAAGCUUGCGGUGGGUCAAAGCUACGCAGCGUCACUCACAUUGAGGAUCCAACUUUGAGAAAAGGCGAGAGCUGGGUCUGCCCAUCCUGCACACUUAGGAAUCCUCUCACUGCCCAAAAUUGCAAUGCCUGCAAAACACUCGCUGAUUUUUUGGAAAUACCGAGGGACAACCGUGUCGCGGGUCAACGAAGUCCCAGUCCGCGACUGUCCAGUGGAAGUGGAAGCGGAAGCGGGUUAGCAAGCAACAUCAGCAGAAUAUCCACACCCAGACACAGAAAUUCGGUGAGAAGAAAUGGUCCGAGCGUCCAGAGCGACAAGCGACACUCGAAGAUCAAAGAAUCGACUGUUGCUCAGUGGCACUGUAAGUUGUGUACCUUUGAAAAUAAAAGCACUAACGGUGUAUGCGAAAUGUGCCAAAGCUCAAAGUCGCUGUCGCAAACUCCUGGUAAUAUACCGCGUUUCAGUGAACCUGGUGUCAGUACGCUGAGAAUACAGCGCCAGGAAAGUGUUGUGAUGGAAAACUUGAGGCAUAUUGAGGAAAGAGAAGCCUUAGAAAAGUGGGAACGGAUUGUGCGUUAUUGCAAAGAGACAAACGAACCAUUUGUUGACGAUUCAUUCCCACCAGCACCUAAAUCACUGUACUAUAACCCGCUGGACACUAAAGAUAAUCACGUGGUACAGUGGAGAAGGCCACACCAGAUAAACGUCGACUCUAGCGUCGAUUCAAAACUGCCUUGGGCCGUAUUCAGAACUCCACUACCUUCGGAUAUAUCGCAAGGUGUCUUGGGAAACUGCUGGCUGCUAUCGGCGCUGGCCGUUCUCGCGGAGAGUGACGAGCUGGUGAGACGCGUGUUGGUGAUGCGCGAAACCUGUCCCGAGGGCGCUUACCAGGUCAGACUGUGCAAAGACGGCAAGUGGACUACGGUACUUGUCGACGAUCUCUUGCCUUGCGACAAAAGAGGACAUCUAGUUUACUCCCAGGCGAAAAGAAAACAGCUGUGGGUCCCGUUGAUAGAGAAAGCCGUCGCGAAAAUCCACGGGUGCUACGAAGCUUUGGUGUCUGGACGUGCUAUCGAAGGACUGGCGACGCUCACCGGGGCGCCGUGCGAAAGUGUACCUCUACAACCUUCCGCACUGCCCAGCGAGGACGAGCUCGACAAAGAUCUAAUAUGGGCGCAGCUGUUGUCCUCAAGACAGGCGAUGUUUCUGAUGGGCGCCAGCUGCGGAGGCGGCAACAUGAAGGUCGACGAGGAAGAGUAUCAGCGGAGAGGACUGCGACCACGCCAUGCGUACUCGGUUCUAGAUGUCAGAGACGUCCAGGGGAUCAGAUUGCUGCGUUUACGCAACCCCUGGGGCCACUACAGUUGGAAAGGCGACUGGUCUGAUGAUAGCCCAGUCUGGACGCCGCAAAUGCGUGAAAUGUUGAUGCCACAUGGUGCUUCUGAUGGUGUCUUUUGGAUUUCUUUUGAUGAUGUCCUUAAAUACUUUGACUGCAUUGACAUUUGCAAAACACGUGUUGGUUGGAGUGAAGUUAGAUUACGUGGUACUUUACCACCACUUUCGUCAUUGAGACAUUUGUCAUGUGUGCUGCUGACUGUACUUGAACCCACGGAAACGGAAUUCACGUUAUUCCAAGAAGGCCAACGGAAUUCGGAAAAAUCACAACGUUCUCAGUUAGAUCUCUGUGUCGUUGUCUUUCGAACAAGAUCUCCAGCAGCACCGCAAGUUGGUAGACUAGUAGAGCACAGCAAACGUCAAGUCCGCGGAUUCGUCGGCUGUCACAAGAUGCUGGAGCGAGAUCUGUAUAUUGUCGUUUGUCUGGCAUUCAACCACUGGCACACGGGCAUGGAGGACACAUCAAGCUACCCUGAGUAUGUCCUGGCUAUUCAUAGUUCCAAGCGACUCUUAGUCGAGCAAAUAUCACCUCCAGCAUUCGUCCUCGCGGAUGCGAUUAUCAGUUUAACUUUAGCCAAAGGACAGCGGCAUGAAGGAAGAGAAGGUAUGACUGCUUAUUAUCUGACCAAAGGCUGGGCUGGUCUCGUUGUCAUGGUAGAAAAUCGUCAUGUUAAUAAGUGGAUCCACGUUAAAUGUGACUGUCAUGAAAGUUACAAUGUCGUAUCAACAAGAGGACAAUUGAGAACUGCCGACAGUGUGCCCCCUCUCCAUAGGCAAGUUAUCAUCGUGCUGACGCAAUUAGAAGGAAGCGGCGGGUUUUCAAUAGCUCACCGUUUGACCCAUCGACUUGCCAACAGUGGAAACUUACACGACUGGGGUCCACCCGAUACCCAGCAUUGCCCGCAAAUAGACACCCAAGUUGAAGGUCUACACAGCCCUCGAUUAAUAACGUGAACAUGAUCCUAUCCUAUUUAUUUUAAUCAUCGAAAUUAUCACUGAUUAAUUAAUUACUUGGUCAACAAGUUUCUAUAAUAAACAAACAAAUGGACAAGGUAAUUUAUUAUUUAAUUAACAACCAUGACAAAGUUACUUGUGAUUAAAAUUUAUAAAAAAACAAAGAUAAAAAAAAAAUUGUCGUGGUUUUUUUUUAUUGUGAUAAAAAAAUGCAUAAUUAUCGUGACAGUGAUAAAAAUAAAACUGAGACAUUGAUGCACGAUAUAAUAAUAAAUAAAUGUGAAAACGUGGAUACUAGAUUUAAAUUAUUGGUUUUAGAAAUAAAAUAAAAUGAAAAUCGACAAUUGAUACUCAAAACAUUAUCUGAUAAAAAAAAAAAAAUAAGUGAACACUCUGCUUGCUAAUAUACGAAAAAAAAAACUAAAAUAAAAAUAAUUAUUUUCUCAACAUAAUUAUUAAGUAUCGUACGUAUAAGAUAUUUAGAUGUGUGAGAGAUACUACAUACAUAUACACAUAUAUAUAAAUGUGUUAUUUUGUACGUAAAUUAUUUUAAAAUUUAUUAUUUUUUUCUUCUAACAAGUCAUGCGUCAGAAUUAUCUCGAACUCAUUAUUAAAUACAUUACGCCUUAACCGAAAAAAAAAAAAUAUAAAUUGAUAAAAUUUGUUCAUAUAUAAUAUAAUAAUAAUAAACGGAUUAACAAGAGUGCAUUUAACUUCAUACUCUCACGAUACCAAAGAUACUUAAGUGAAAAAUAAAUAAAAUAAUUAAUUACACGGUGUUCGAUCAUUAUUUUUAUUUUUCGUGCUAAUUAAGUAACAUGCGAGACUGGUUUAUUUGAUAUUAUUAUUUUUAUUAUUAUUAUUAUUGUUUUAAUUAAAUAUGUAUCGCUAUUUCAUAAGUCAAUCAUGUUUCGUUGUUUACGAUAAUGCGUGCUAUCGAUUCUCACUACUCAGAUUAAGGACAUUCUCAGACAGUGUCCCCCAUUUUUUAAAAAUUUAAAAUUACUCAACUGUCAAGCGUAUCAAAUUUUUGUCAAUUAAUUAAAAAAAAAUUAAAACCUUAAUUGAAAAAAAGACGACGUAGUCGUAAUUUUGUUGAGAUAUAGAAUUUUUUAAAAAUCACUUACAGUUGAUAUCAAUUGGCAGUUAAAAAAAAUUUGGCAAAUAAAUUUUGGCAUGAAAAAAUUCACUGAAAAUAAAAUCCUCCUAAUUGAUAUUAAGUAUAAAUAACUUUUUUUAAAAUUUGAUAAUCUUGACAGUAUAAAGUCAUAGUAAAUUUUUGAAAAGUCGGGAUCACUGUCUGCGAAUGCCCUUAUUAUAUUUAUUAUUGAUAUUAUUAUUAUUAUUAUUUUUAUUAUUUCCUUUUUAUUUAAAUGUUACCAUUAUCAGUUCUCAUGAUCACAUAAAUAUUUAAGUUGAGCUGUAGGAUUAAAAAUUUUUAAUUUAAGUUUGUAAUAAUUAAUUAAAAUUUCUGGUUACAUUUUUUAACUGCAAAAGAAUUUAAUUUUUUUUUUUUUUUUUUUUGUGGCAGGAAUAAUUAUCAAAAUUUAUAAAAUAUAACCAGAAUUUUAAAUAAUUAUAUAAUUAUUAAAUAGUGUGGCUUUUUAUUAGUAAUGUGCACUUGUAUGACUAAUUUGUUGAUGCAUAAUAUACUUGUAGCACAAUUAGUUGUAAGUAUUUAAUUGAUCUAGCAAAUAUUUGGCUAUAAAUAUUCCAUCGUAUUCUUGAUAUAUUUCGCUGCUAAUUAAAGAGCUGAUAAAAUAAUUUUAUUUAAUUAGGUUUUAUUGAGUUUUUUUUAUGUUUAUUAAUGUUGGGUAAUUAAUUAUUUAUAGAUUUUUUUAAUUGAAAAUAAAAAUAAAUGAUUUUUUAUUUUUGAGCUUUUGGCAAAAUAUAUAAAGAAAAUAAAUAAAUAUCGUUUAUUAUUUUUAAUAUUCGAUGUUUAAAAAAAUAAAUUUAUUAAAAAAUAAGUAAAUAUAAUAAUAAUAAGUGUGAACAAUAAUUAUUUGUGUUCUAUAUCGAUCUAAUUAUAUUGUAAGAUUGUUAUUUUUUUUUUCAUUUGUUGAAUUAUUUUUAAAUAAUUAUAAUAAUCACAAUAAAUGUCUUGAGUAAUUAAGUAUCACGGCUUGUUACUUUUAAUCGUAAAUAAAUUUAAAAAAUCUUAAUGCCAAUAAAUAACGAAGCCUUCAUAGAACACUUUUAAUAAAAGUAAUAGAUAAGACCAUUUGCUAAUAAAAAAAAAUGUGAUGCUUCUAAUGAAAAAGUUUUUAAAAAAAUUAUAGUUGUUUUUAAAAUAUAAAACUGCCAUGUCCAUGUCAUCAGACGACGGUAACAGUAAUAGCGGACGUACUUUUUAUAAAUUAAUAAAUUAAUUGUCAUUAAAAUUCAUUAUGAUCUUGAAUAAGAAGACAAUUGACAAUUUUUGAAUUUUUUUUUCAACAAAUAAGUGAAGAAAAAAAAAAACUAAAAAUGUGCACAUGUGGAAAAUCAAAAAAACUCUAAGAGCAAUUUUGUGACGUUUUUUUUUUAAUUUAUUAUUUUAAAAACAAAUUCAAAAAUUAUUCAGUAGAAAAAACUCUGGUACUGAAGUUACUCGACGUCUUAUAAU